This is a messenger RNA of Kockovaella imperatae, 2058 nucleotides long. RefSeq lists its product as hypothetical. Gene Ontology annotation, molecular function: sterol binding; sterol transfer activity. NCBI's taxonomy places the organism in Eukaryota, Fungi, Basidiomycota, Tremellomycetes, Tremellales, Cuniculitremaceae. The transcript has 6 exons. Gene Ontology annotation, cellular component: plasma membrane; endoplasmic reticulum-plasma membrane contact site; mitochondrion. The coding region runs from base 1 to 2058 and encodes 685 amino acids. The record is from RefSeq and is a predicted model, not a curated record. Gene Ontology annotation, biological process: intracellular sterol transport.
AUGCCCGAUGUUGACGCCUCGCCGAUCACCACCUUGAACAAUCACGACUCCCUAAACGGCUCUCAUGAUCCAAAUUUCAUCCGUCGACGUUCGGGUUCCAACGCUACCAAGUCAACCAAUCCCUCUCGAACCAACUCGAUCGUCGAAGCACCUCGAGACUUUAAUCCUCGGCGCGAUACACUCCUGUCUGUAGGCUCCUCCAAAAACAAGAAGAGCAGCAAAUCAAAGCGGAGUCGAUCAAAGUCGACCGCUUCCGCAGUCUCGGCGCACAGUGGCUCCAUCGCCGCUGCUCUGGCAAGAAGCGGACUGGCAGUUGCCGGUGCAACUGCUGACAUUGAUCUUGCUACGAAUUCGUCUCGUCCUUCGUCUGCUCGCGUCCCGUCCUCAAAUCGUAGUCCCUUCUUGGUCAGGGGGAAUGGUGAUUCGGCAUUGGGAGAUGAGGAUCUAUCAGAUUACGACUUCGACUCGGACGCAAGCGAUUUCAAUGACAGUCUGCCCGUCACUGGCUUCGCCGUCGCCAGCAACAGACGGCAAGCUGAGUUCCAUGCCUUGUUUCCCAACGUCGAUGAGGGAGAUUAUCUCAUAGAAGACUAUGGAUGCGCCUUGUCGAAAGACAUUCUAGUCCAUGGCCGCAUUUACGUCUCGGAAAAUCAUCUAUGCUUUCAUGCUAACAUCUUUGGAUGGGUCACAAAUGUCGUCGUCCCAUUUGCCGAUAUCCGUCGGAUCGAGAAGAAAAUGACUGCCCUGGUCAUCCCAAAUGCUAUCUGUGUGACCACUAACAACGCAAAGUACACCUUUGCGUCUUUCAUCUCGCGCGACCCGACUUACGAUGUCAUGAUGAACAUAUGGAGACUAUGUAACCCGAACGCAGUGAUGUCGGCUACUUCUUUCCAGGCGGAAAAUUCACCUGGACCUUCAUUGGAAGUCAAGGAAGAGGGUGUGAACCCGCUCAAUCUUGAACAGACGGCGGCCGAUCAUCCCGCGACAAAGUGUGAUUGUGCGUCACAUUACCCUGAGACUGCCAUGGAUGCCAGCUUCCCGACCACACCUGAGAAGACGUACAAUCUCAUGUUCAAUUCGGGUUGGCUCAAGGAAUUCAUGAGGGAUAAUCAGAAACUCAAGGACAUUGAAUCGUCCGAUUGGCAACCGAAAGAGGAAAAUCAACAUCUGAUCAAGACGACCUCGUAUAUAAAACCGUUGAACGGCUCGAUCGGACCGAAACAGACUCAGUGUCACAUCACAGACGAGUUGGAGAAGUGUGACUUUGACAUGUCCAUUUCGGUCUUGACGACGACCAGGACGCCUGAUGUGCCAAGUGGAGGUGUUUUCAGCGUCAAAACGAGGACGUGUUUGACUUGGAGUCCGAAAAACACCACCCGUGUCCUCGUGACGAGUGCCGUAGAAUGGACUGGCAAAUCAUGGGUCAAAGGGAUCAUUGAAAAGUCAUGUAUGGAAGGUCAGAGGCAAUAUCACAAGGAUCUCGAGAAUGGUAUGCGAGCACACAUCAAGCAACAUGCCACCGAAUUUCUCGGCAAAGAGCAACAGGCCGAAGACCUCGAUACGGCUUCCUCUCCUGAGGACGUGACAGACAGUCCGACAGCCGCUGAGGCUUAUGCCGCCAAGCAGAGACAACGAAGGGAUCUCGACAGUUGGUCCAUGCAAGGAGGAAUUGACAGUAUCAUGUCUGGUGUCAAGUCUAUUUUUUCUGGUAUUGGGGACAUCUGCUCUACCUUGUCCGACUAUCUUCAAGACUUGCCCUUUACGAAAAGCACACUCCUGGUCGGCAUCAUUUUUAUCUUGCUGUUCAGCAAUGUCUACACCUAUGUGGCCUAUCGUCCGUCGAGAAAGAAUGCGCGGCGCGCUCAGAGAAUUGUCAGUCGGUACGGAGACGAAGACAUGACCGAAGCGCUCAAAGUCUUGUUAUCUCCACGGGGACGACAAGAAGCGAUGGAUCAAGCGAGACAGUUGGGAGAGAUUCUGGACGAAGUGGAACGACGAGCAUCAGAUUUGCGACAGGUCAUUGUAACUCAUACAGAGGGUAUGCUGGGAGUGAUAUAA